AGCAGCCGAGAUGCAGGGCACCCAACGUGGAGCAUCAUCCCCUGAGGAGAUGGCUGGGUCCCUGUUUUGCAGGCCUGGCAGGACCUGGGAGCCGCCACCAUGGACAGUAGCUGGGGAUUAUCCCCGUCUCCCUGCUGGGUGCGACAGGGCAGGGCUGGCUGGUCUCUGGCCUCACUCACUGUGUCAUUGAACUCUGAGCUCAACUUCAUUGCCUCCCGCCAGGCCGGCCGCUCCUCGGGCCCGGGCCGCGCGGCGCAGCAGGCGGCGCGGCGCUGCCGACUCGCCUUCGACUCGCUGCUGCGCAAGAUCCAAGGGCUGCCGGCUGCUCUCCCCAGCCUUUCUCUGGAGCUUACUGUUCUCUACAACUCCCUGCUCUUUGCUGUUAGUGAGUCGGAUGGCCUCGUCGAGGGAGAAGCAGAAAGAAUCAACCAUGGGCUCAUUAGGGUGCUGGAGGCUUGCGGGGUGUCUGGGCAGGAUCUCAGCACUGAGGAGCUCUGGCAGAAAGUGCUGCAGGAUGUGACCACGGAAGAGCUGUGUGCACCUCUGCAUCGACUAGGUGCUCUGCAGGGGGCGGUAUGGCUGGCAGCAAACUGCCUGGGGAGCGUCACUGGUCUCUUCCGGCUCCUGAGUGACACCAAGGACCCUCUGCCUUCUGCCCAUGGGGGUGAGAAUGAGCUCCUUGCACUUCUCAAGGCAUGGAGUGUGCCUGUUGAGGGAGACACGUCGCCCCUCGUGGUGCAGAGCACCAAGGACUUGAAAGAGAUACUGUGGACCUCGGCUGCCUUCCUCCAAGGUUUGCAGGGCCUGGAGGCUGGAAAUCUCCCCACAGCUCUCUCCCUGCUCCAGGCAGCCACAUCUGGGUUCUGCUCCAAGAGGGUCCUGGCCCAGAUCUACACCUCCAUCGGCUGCUGCACUCAGCAAAUGGGCAAGCCUCAGACGGCUCUUCAGCACUUGAAGCGGGCGUUGCAGGUGGAUUUCCAGUGCCUCUCUGCCCUGUCCCAGGCGGCGCUGGUGUACCGCCAGCUGGGGGAGACGGACGCAGAGUUGGAGGCCCUGGCUCUGCUGUACAAGGCUCUGGAAACCCCUGCUCAGGAGACUGUCUCCAUCGAUCCUUGCUUUCUAAUCCGAACGGAGCUCCUUGUUCACACCCCGGCCCUGGCAUCCCUGUUCAGCCGCAGCCACCCAUCGGAAGUGAAGUACCUGCUGGCGCAGCGAUGCCUCCAGGCUGGCAGGGUGGCUGAGGCAGUGGAGCAUUACCUGGAUCUUCUGGCUCUGCUGCAGGAGGGGCCGCAGCACCAGGUGCCCCUGCACGGCAGGUCAGCUCUGCCCAGGAUCCCGGAGGUGUUCCUGGAAGCUGCGUCUGCCCUCGAGCAGCUUGGGAGGCACCAGGACGCCAUAGCUGUGUGUGAGGAGAUCAUCAGUCGAACAGAUGACCUGAUCCCAGAGACGCUGCGGAUCGAAUUGGACUCCAGUGCUGGAGGGGAGGCGCCAGGUAGGGCAGGCUCCCCUUCACCUGGCAUCCCGCCCCAGCAGAGAGAGAGCCUGCGCUGCAUCGUGUGGAGGGCGGCUGCGUAUCUGCACCAGGGCUGGGCUUGGACCAGGCUGGGGGAGAGCAAGGAAGCCAUAACACGGUUUACCAGGUGCCUUAAUGUCCUCCUGAGAGUCCAGCUCGUGAGCGCAGCCAGCAUCCAUAGCAGUGAGGAGAUGGCAGAGGCCCUGCCAGAGGCAAAGGUGCUCCAGAAGAUCAGGUUGCUGGCUCUCCUCGGACGAGGCUCCCAGUUCCAGGAGCUGGGUCGGGACAAAGAAGCUUUGAUGAAUUUCCAGCACAGUUUGCAAGUUUGCCCAGGUGACCCUGCUGCCACCUCUCACCUGCUGCGAACUUUAUGGAAGCUGAACCGAAGGCAGGAAGCUGCUGCUCUCUGGCAGAAGUUGCACGCGGAUGCUGCCCCGGCAGACGGACAGCAGGAAGCACCGGGGAGGUGUGUAAGGUGCUUGGUGGCUGCGGCUAUUACUAGGCCUAGGCACGAGCUCCAGAGCUGCCAGGUUGAGGCCCUACCCAUUGUACCUGGUGUCAUGUCUAAAGCAGGUGAACCUCCCACACGACGAAUCUCUUGCUAGGAGUCUGCAGGACUAUCUGAGGACCAGUGGCCAGGAUCCUUAGAGCCAUCCCCAUCUCCCUCCCACUGCUAAAAUCUCCUUCCCUGCUGAGGGCAACCGGACAGCAUUAUGCUCUGACGGCUUUCCCAGGACUCCGACUUGCCCUUGGGCAGAAGAACUCUUCCUAGCCAAAGCCCUGAAGCACAAUGAAGCUAUUUUUUUGUAAUAAAAAGGACAUGGGAGUAGGCCACGCCCCAGUGUGUUCGGCUUAUGCACACUCUUCUCACCCUUGCCUGGACUGUGUACGUUAAGAGUGAAGCAUUGUGUGCUGCAGGGCGCUUGCCCCAGCGCUGUCAGGAAUGGCAUGAGCCUCCUGUCUUUGUGUCCCCUCGCCGAGGAGAGUGGGGCUGCCUGCGUGCUGGAUCCAUUGGGCCAUGCCUACCGUAGAAGCACAGGUGUGUGUUUUAACACGUUAUCACCUAGUAUAGACAGGGCAAGCUGCAGUUCUAACCCCUGUUCCCUGCUGACCUGGCGCUGGAGCCAGUACUAAACAUGGGCGUUCCUGGCUCCAGGGACCGAGCUUCCCCACUGCCUUUCUGUCUGAGCCGCAGCAGCUUCCCCCAACUAUGCUGCACCCAGGGGCUGCAGCAGGGAGCAGUUCUCAGGGUGAAGGCAGCUUAGAAAUGUCACAGCGGAGAGAGGCAGGGGCAGGGCAGGGUACACAUGUUCUCUUCAGUGAAUGUCACAACGGAGGUGGGAGCUUGUGGACCAGGGAGGCCAUGGCUGUGCUGGCUGGAUUGUCAGGCCAGGGCAGGAGGGGAUCUGCUCAGGUAUGGCUCUGCAUCAGCACAUGAUGGGCCUGGGCUGUGGGGAGAACAGGGAUCAGACCUAGCUGCCCUGAGGUGCUCUAAGGGGGCGAGGGGAAGAGUUUUUUGCAUGGAGGAGAGGAUCGGCUGCAUGUGUAAUCACAAGGCAGGUGCGCUGGGAACUGCAGGGCUCUCUGUGCUUGGUGGGCUGAUUUCCAGUGUGGGGCAGGAGCUUUCCCUGGGGCUGGCCAUACAGGGUCUGUGUGGGGAGCUGCAGAGGGGAUCUCUGCUCAAUGGGUUGGGAAGUCACAGGGCUGGGGGAGGGUGCCUCUAGCUGCAGGGUCUGAGUCUCUUGAGUCAGGGGGUCUCUGGGAGGGAGUGUGCAGCCUGUCCAAUCAGGAGGGAAGCGCAUAGGCUCCUAGCCAAUCAGAGUCAGGGGCUGCAGCUUCAUGACCUCCUGUGGUGUGAGGGGGGCAGAGGGGGUAGGUGUGUGACCAUAGCGUGGGGGCUGGUCUGGCUGGCCAGUCUGCCCCAAGCAUGGGCCGGGGCACAGUUGUGAGAAGCAAUGGCAGUUGGGCCACUGAUUGAGCCUCUAAAGAAUGGGGUGACACCCCCAGGGAGAGAGCUAGGGGGCGGGGGCUGCCCUUUGGGGGACCCUUCAUAGAGUGAGGGAGUUGAGACACCCCCUCUCCCUAUGCGGGUGACCCUCCUAGAUUGAGGUGCCUCUGGGACAUAUUCUCCCUCUAUGCACAUAGGGUGAGACUGAUUGGGGAGAUUCACCCCCCCAACACACACAGGUUUCUGGGGCUAGUCCCCGGUACUGUCCCUGUGCCCCUGUUUUUUCAACUCUUUGUCUUGUCUAAUUUAUAAGUGAGUAACAUUUCUCGUGUUUUUAAGGGCAAAGACACAAUCUCCAGUAGCUGUAAGUGUUCUCCUAGAAACGUUUUGCUUCUCUACCAAAGAAGAAUACAGAGAGGGACAGGGAAGUAAUGAAUCAGUUCAUUAAUCUGAAGAGAACAAACCUAUAGAAGGCUAAAACUGACACCCCGAGUAACUGAUAGAACAGCAACUGUCUAUCAAUGAGAACUGCAGUAGAGUUCCAUCAGUCCACCCCUGAAAUGGAGCUGAAAGGCGGUGGGAGGAAAUCGUUUUUCCCAAAGUGUAAUUUGUGUGCGGAACUCUCUGCCACAGGCAAUCAGCAAGGCUCAGAACUUGGUAAGCUUCAAGGAGCGACGGUGCAGAGCAGGCAGGCGCUCAGUUCCCAGGGCCUCAUCCGGUGCUGCAGGGAAGGCUGGGGUUUGGCCUUAGGAGGGGGCAGCUCUGGGUCGGCUCUGCAGGGGGCUGCAAACCUGCAACUUGGCUCGCUGAGCCCCUCCCAGCUUGGCUGGCCCCCCAGUCCCAUUCCUCUCCCCAGGGGCUGGGUGGCUCAGGUGCUUGCUAAGGUAGGAAGGUGAACAAUGGAGGAUGCUGGGAGUUCUCCCUGCACAGAUGGGGGGGUCUCUGGGGGGAGGGCACGGUGUCCCUGUCUGCGUAGGGCUUUUAUAGGUUCUCGGGCCAAAAGGGACCCCUGAGGCCACCUGGUCUGACUUCUUGUAUAACACAAGCCCCUCAGACUCCCAUGAAUUAAUUAAUUGCUGUUUGAACUAGAGCAAAUCUUUUAGGGAAACAUCCUCACUUGAUUUGUAAAUGGCCAGUGAUAGAGCAUCUGCCACACCCCUGGGUAAACUGCUCUCAGGGUUAAUUACCGUCACUGUUAAAAUUUUACACUUUAUUCCCAAUCUGAAUCUGUCUAAGCAGCAUGUGCACAGGCCAGGCACUUCCACCUUAGGUGUCCUGUCUCUGGCCUGCUCUGCUCUCCCUAGGGCCAUGCUUCCUCUCUCCCUCAGGUGCUGGGAUCUGCCUGGGGAGCCUUCCUGCUGCAGCAGAGCCCUCAGGGCUCAGGCAGUGCUGAACAGCUCCUCCAGGCCAGCGGCGAGCCAGCAUGGCCAUGGGGUGCUGACACGAUGAGGGCUGUGUGUCUCUAGGGCACGGUGUGUGCUGGGCCAGUGCUGCCCGUGCUGCCAACAUGGUGAGGCUGUUCCACCAUGGGAAGGGAAACAGGCUGUUCCAGUGCCCAUCCCUCCCAUGCUGAUAGGUUAUUGGAGGGCUCCAUAACAAUCCCUGUCCCCAGCCGGCUGCAUGAAUAAUCUGUCUUCUCCUGCUGGCCUUACGGGCUCUGGAGAGCAGCAGGGGCUGAAUUUGACUGCUGCUAACAGAGACCCAAGCAGGGCCUGGCAGACUUGUUCCAGAACAGUGGUGGGUAGAUGGCACGGCACAGCACGGCACCCAGGCUGCUGUUAGGACGGCUCAUUCCCCUGGUUGCCUGCCUGCAUUUUUGGCAUAGGGUAAAGGUUUAACCUGUUGCUUGGCUGGUGCAAUAGGAGAUAAGCAUUAAUCUCCUUUGUGCUAUUAUAGGGGGGUUAACACAACAUAAGCUUUUAAAGUCCAUGUCACUGAUGGCGACGUUGCUCAGGGUGGGGCCUGUGGCAUGUGUUGGACACGCCCCUGGUCUGACAUUGUGGGAUGCCUGUGCAUGUCAGGGCUGGGAGCUGAAGGGAGAUACCAUUAGGAUCUAGCACCCAGAGGCUCCAGUCAGAGUCAGGACCUCUUGCUGGGCACUGCACGAAGAUGGAGGCGGACAGUGGGAGGAAAGAAUGGGGGCUGUGCCACUGUUAGAUGAGAUUAGGCGUGGGGCUGUGCUGGGGCUAGAUGGUAACAGCCGGAUCCGGGGAGGUUCCAGUUAGCUUUACGCAAGCGUGAGGCAGGGCCAGCGUUGCUGUGGGUCCACACCAGCUGUAUGUGGUAGCAUCAAGCACUGCGCUGAGCUGGCGUGUGCACACAGGGACUUUGCUGCCCUCUCCUGACCACAUGGCGGAACGUCAGCGCAGCGUCCACUGCCCAGGGCACAGACUGCAGCAGGUGGCUGGCGACCUGGGUGCUUGUUUAUAUCCAGUUAGCUGAGAGCUGGGUUCCAGCUGAUCCUGUGCCCGCACAAGAGCCAAGCCAACAGCUCCUGUGCCUGUCUCUGCCUUUGGGUGGGACAGGCCUCAGGCUCUGGGAUGAUGUGGCUCUGCUGCUCUGCCCUGGGAAGGGAGCAACAGCAGCCCUUGAUCAUCGUUGAUUUCUGCCCGUGCCCAGAGCUAUGCGCCUCCCAUAAUGCGGGCUAGGAGCUGACCCCCUAAAGGGGCCUGAAGCCGUGGGGUGGGGUGGGCUGGGGGACUGAUGCCAGCAGGAUGGCGAGAGCCAGGAGGUGCCCUUUGGCUUUGUGACUAAAUGAAUGGCUCAGAUGGGGAAUUCUCUGUUGGCAAGGCAGCAGAUAUGAGCAUUAAGGAUGCUCUUGCCAUGGCAGGGGUGGGGGCGGCAGAUCAGCACAACCCUCUCCAUGCUGCUACUGGCCAGUAACGUCCCUGGAUGUCACUUUUUGCCCUGCCACUGGCAGGCUUCAGUUACUGGUGAUGUCAGUGACGCCCCCUCAGCUCCCUGUGCCCCGGCUUGGGGAGUUGCAGUCACAAAGGCAGAGUGGCUGUGUUUCCCAGAGGUGGGGCUGACAGAAUCAGCAUUUGUUAGCUGCAGGAAUAGCAAGUGUACACUGCACGUUGGCUGGCACAGCUCCACCAGUCCGGGUGCGAUUGGCCUAACAGAGCUGUGCUGGCAAAGGACUCUAGUGCCAGUGCUGUUGUAGGGGCAAUACUGCACUCUUGUCGGGUUUGUUACAUCUGCACUCGGGUACUCCGCUGGACUGGUAACCCAGUAUAGCCACCCUGGCAAAGCACUCCUGGUGCAGAUCUGGUCUGAGAGUGAACAUGGCAGAACGUGCCGUUCAGUACUGACGCUCAUUGGAUCAGUCUCCCCAUCACUGGCAUUGAUCCAUUUCCUCUCCUCCCAAAAGGAAGGGCCCUCCUCCUGCCACAGUCACUGUAAUGCAAUGCUAAACGGUAUUACACUGUUCAGCCACUAGGGCGGGGUGCUGGAACGAGUUUUGUAGAGGGGCUGCUGAGAGCCAUAAACUGUAGACCCUGUAUAUAAUGGAAACCACUUCAAGCCAGGGGGUACUGCAGAAUUGAGGGGUGUGUUACCCCAGAAUUUUAUCAAGCUAAUUGCAGCUAUAUUGUUGCAUUCAACCACCAUGAAUUAGUAAAAUAGAACACCACAUAGUUAAGACAAGCAGGACUUCUGGAGGCAAGGUCAAAUAUUAGCUGCAGGCUGGCAGGCUCUGCUAAUGGGAGGGGGGGAGAAAAGAGUCAACAAUUGGAGACUGACAGAAAAUAAGUGGAUGGAGACCUUGAGUUUGGGUGCCCUUAAUAUAAAAGCUUAUUAUAGCUCAGAUUGUUAGGAAUGUUUUGUUAAGUAGUUGACUGAAGGUAGGAGAGGUGAUGGCCCAGUAGGGGGUCACUACCAGCUGUGUGUUUUGUAAAAAUUAGUUACAAAAAGACUAGAUAAGAGUGGCAGGGAAGUGACCGGCCAUUGCUGACCUGCUGCUGAUUACUUGAUACCAUCUCAGAUUUUAGGUAAUUAUUUGGGAUGUUCUAAACCUAUUGCUUAUGUCUGUGUGUGCUUAAAUCUAAUAAAUAGUAGUUUUAGAUAAGA
Molecule: messenger RNA, 7529 nt
Organism: Gopherus evgoodei (Goodes thornscrub tortoise)
Lineage: Eukaryota; Metazoa; Chordata; Testudines; Testudinidae
Gene: FANCG
Product: FA complementation group G
Exons: 14
Coding region: 100-2118 (672 amino acids)
Biological process (GO): interstrand cross-link repair
Cellular component (GO): Fanconi anaemia nuclear complex
Molecular function (GO): protein binding
Source: RefSeq, a predicted model, not a curated record